Paramuricea clavata is the source of this 6871-nucleotide messenger RNA. The record is from the annotation of a GenBank genome assembly. NCBI's taxonomy places the organism in Eukaryota, Metazoa, Cnidaria, Anthozoa, Malacalcyonacea, Plexauridae.
AUGGCGACUAGCUUACCAGAAUUUGCUUCUUUUGACGCCGAGAAUCGGGAAAAUAUCGAAAUUCGAUGGCAACGAUGGUUCAUGCGAUUCGAAAAUCUACUGAUUGCACUCGAUAUAAAAGACAAGAAAAGAAAACGAGCGUUAUUAUUAUACUAUAUCGGUGAAAGUACUCUAAAUAUCUUUGAAACACUGCCCGAGACAGGCACAGAAGACGACUAUGACGAAGCGUGUCAAGCUUUAAAUGAACACUUGAAACCUCGCAAGAAUACAUCGUUUGAAAUAUUCAAGUUCAGGAAAACAAACCAACUUGUUGACGAAACUUUCGAUCAAUACCAUGUACGACUCGUCCAGAAAGCUAAGUACUGUGAAUUCUCAAACUUAGAUACUGAGAUAAAAGCUCAAAUUGAGCUAGGGACCAAUUCCAAACAACUUCGACGAUAUGCUUUCCGUAAACCAAAACUGACUUUGGCUGAACUCUUAGACUAUGGACGGACACAUGAAACUGUUGAAGAAGAUGCGAGCGGAAUUGAGCAAAAUAUGAAUGAAACACCAAUGAAAGAUAUCCACGCCGUACGACGAAAUGCGGCUGCUACAACGCCUAAGAAAAUAUGUUUCUUUUGUGGAUUAAACUGGCCACAUGUGAAUGUUUGUCCGGCAAAGGGGAAAACAUGCAACCAUUGUCACAAGCAAAACCAUUUUGCACGAUGUUGUAAAUCGAAAAUUUCAGCUGGACAGCGUGAAAGUAAGUUUCCUCAGAAAUCCAAUGAACGAAGAUCCCAAGUGAAACAAAUAGACGAACAAGGUACGAAUUCAAGCUCAGAUGAAUAUGUUUACACAAUAAAAAAACAAACCCCUGAUACUAACAAAGUCGUUUUAACAUCUAUCACCACUUCACCCACAGGAGGAACUGUUAAUGAAGUUAACAGUGACUGUCGAAAACGAAAUUUCUACACCCAUAUUAAAAUCAGUGGCAUAACUAUUCGUGUAAACAUUUAUUCUGGUGCCAGUGUAAAUAUUAUCGAUAAUACUAGUUUUGAGAAAUUAACACGCCAGAACAACAUCCACUUGAUGAAAAGCAAAAUAAAACUUUUUGCUUUUGCCACUAACACACCCCUCGACAUCAAAGGGUAUUUCGAAGCUUCAGUUGAAUCAGGAACAAAAAUUACCACAGCCCAAUUUUAUGUGAUAAACACUGAUGCUGGAUGUCUAAUAAGUGGAAACACUGCAAUUGAUCUUGGGUUAUUAAAGCUAAACAAAAUUGCAUUUGUUACAUCUCGACCUGAAACCCAUCAACCUAAGAAAAAUGCUCCAACAACUAGCAAGUCUAGACCUAAAAGAUUGAGAACCUUAUUUUCGAAAUAUGAUCAUUUAUUCCAAGGAAUCGGAAAAGUCCCAGAUUACAAAGUCCAUUUACACAUUGAUAAAACUGUCCAACCCACAAUUCAAAAAGCCUGCAGAAUCCCAUUUACAAUGAGAACCAAACUAUCAGAAGAACUGCGACAUCUUGAAUCAUUAGAUAUUAUUGAAAGUGUAACAGGCCCCACAUCGUGGGUAUCUCCCAUUGUUUGUUUCCCAAAACCCAACAAUCCCGACCAAAUUCGUCUUUGUGUUGACAUGCGUAUACCCAAUAAAGCCAUUUUAUCGCUUCCUUUCCUUAACACUAUGUCAGCCAUAUAUCCUGCAACGAUUAGCUCUGUUUUCUGUGCGCGAACAUUGCGCAAUUGACCAAGUCAGACGGCAACUGGAAUAAUUAUGGCAAUGUGCGUCUUGCGCAACGCACAUGCCGAUUUAUUAAUUUUUUAAAACAAUGAGAUAAUUAUUAACAUAACAAAUUAUAAACCGAAGUUAAUUAUUAAAAGUUCGCACAGAAAAGGUGGGGUAAUAAAUACGCCCACCAUUUAGAAAUUAAUCUAAUAACUAAACUAACUUACAUAUGUAAUAAUAUUGCGUCAAGUAACGGGGAGGAGGGUGGGAUAUCAAUUGACUUCAGCCAGAGAGUUGACCUUGCGCGACCAGAUUGAAGAGUAGAAUGAACUGAUGCACAUAUUGCUGUAGAUUAUAUCACCACUCCUAUCCGCUUCCUGCGCAUUACAUUCAUGUGACUACAAAUUAUCGGGGCUAAUACCCCCGUGUCCCAUUACAAUAGCUCCCUAUCUCUGAAACUAGAUGCAGGAAGCAAUAAAAUCUUUAUUGGUAUGCCAAUAAUUCCUUUAUCGCUUCCUUUCCUUAACACUAUGUCAGCCAUAUAUCCUGCAACGAUUAGCUCUGUUUUCUGUGCGCGAACAUUGCGCAAUUGACCAAGUCAGACGGCAACUGGAAUAAUUAUGGCAAUGUGCGUCUUCAGGGUCGUAGCUAAGGGGGGUGCGGGGGGUGCCGCACCCCCCCAAUGCCGUGCAGAUGAUUUAAAAGUAUGGACAGUAGCAAGCAAAAACGCAAACGGAAGAGAGAGAAACUGACGUGUUUAGUUUGUAAUUGGUCGUUUGAUGACGAUUGGAUGUGCUUUUUUGAAAUUUAUACCAUGUAUUUUAAGGAACUAUUUCGCCUAUUCUAAAAAUAAAUUAUCUUUCUACUCGGAUUUCAUCGUUGUACAUCACUUAAAAAUGAAUACGGUUAGAUUUGACCACGCCCUAACAACGUGCUAGCCACGCCCUUUUGUCGGCAAAAAGUUGUCUUGCACCCCCCGAAAAGGAUAGUCUUCGCUCCGCCCCUGUGCGUCUUGCGCAACGCACAUGCCGAUUUAUUAAUUUUUUAAAACAAUGAGAUAAUUAUUAACAUAACAAAUUAUAAACCGAAGUUAAUUAUUAAAAGUUCGCACAGAAAAGGUGGGGUAAUAAAUACGCCACGAGUCUCCUUGGGUAAAGGAGGCAUACCCCAUCCAAUCGUUACAAGGUAUCAGCAGACAUAGUGAGGUUAAAACCUAUAAAAACAACUCCAAAGCGAAAUCAGUGCGUGGAUUAUUACUGUCAUUAUUAAGCAAAAACAUGAUAAGCGACCGCCGACAGUUUGUGCCCAUGCGUUAAACUGCCAGGGGACCGCCAACCUGCUAAAGCGAACGGUUGUGUAGAAGCCUUGCCCAUGCGUUAGCUUCACAGAGAACGUAAAACAGUGAUUAAAUGACACGUACAUUUCUAGUAUCUUAACACGCACAUUCCUAUAUUAUAUCAAGUCUUGCCCUUGCGUCGACUUGACAAAGUGUACUAAUUACUAAACGGGUUUAUCAACAAGCAGCCACAAUCAAUCCCUACAAAAAGCCCGACCUGUAUAGUCGGAGUGUCUGAUUUAAGUCACAAACUAGGAGCACGAAUAUACUUGCGGAAAGCGUCGGAUUUCCAACGGCCCAUUAGUCGUAUUUGGGCAUCGGAAAAACCGCAUUCGGCAGCAAAUGUAGCCGCGCCGAUGCGAAAACUAUGUCCUUUGUACCUGUUUGCAUCGAGACCGCACGUGCGAAAUAUAAUAGCUAAAUGGUCUGUGAACAUUUUGCGUGAAAUUGCAUGCCCGUCACGAGUUUGAAAAAGAGGGCCAUCAGCUAAACCACGAUGUGCAAAAUAAUCUAGUAAGCUCUGCACUGGGCAUACGUCUGAACGUCGUUGAAGAGUGAGCGAGACGUUAGCUUGGUUGUAAGAAUGCUUAAAAUUCAAAAAUGUUAUUUUUAAACCGCUGACGUUGCCCGCAUUAUCCACGAGUUGAACGACCUGCCUCAAUUGCAGUACGUCUGGUGACCGUGGACAACAAGUGAUUUCGCCAACUCGCAAAAAGGCAAAAAAUGCGGUCGUGCACAUAGCUUUGAACAAGUACCCCCGAUACUCACUCGAACAUAUAGUUGGAGUUUGCUGUAAUACGGUGCGAAGGAUAGGGAGAGUUAUGGGCAAGCGUGUAUCAAUGCAUGACCCAAGCUUACCAUAGCCUUUCAACAUUUCGACAAUCCAAAACACUUUAGUUGGGUCAUUCACCCCUGCAAGACGAUGACAAUAUCCCAGUGCAGAAACGUACGUGUUGGCCGUCGAGGCCGCAUAAUUGCGUUGAAACAUGUACGAAAUAAAUAGGCUUAAGUUGGCGGGCGAUAUAGGCAAUGAGACUAAAGCUGAGUAAAAAACUGCACUUGAAAAUUGGCUAUAUAGUUUCCAGACCCGGCGAUAAGUAGGGACUGACGAUGGCUGUAAACUAGAUUGAAGUAAUUUAGUUGUUAGAGCGGCCAGUUGUACGGGAGUAGUUGGGCUGGUAUGACCGUUGGUGACGAUUGUACACCCACCGGAGCUAGCUGUUUGAACUUCGAAACCUGCAAUCGAGAUAAAGCGUCAGCUAAAACAUUUUUGACACCCGGUACAUGGCGAGCGCGGAAUAAAAUGUUAAAUUUCAAACAAGCCAGCACCAGUCGGCGAACAAAUAUCAUAACAUAUCAUAACAGUCACAUCGCGUGAAGUGGCUUUAUUUAUAAUAUCGACCAACGCCGCAUUAUCCGUAAAAAAGGUGAUACGCUGGUUUCGCAUCUUAUCUCCCCAUACGAGUACGCUGAGUACAAUUGGGUAAAAUUCCAAAAUCGCGAUGUUUAAUUGCCUCCAAUUGGGGGGCCACGCACCGAAAAACCACUCAUCACCGAAUACAGCACCGUAGCCCAAACUACCGGCAGCAUCGGUAUAUAGGUUUAAACUGAAGGAAUCAUUCCAAACAUCACUGAGAAAAAACGAUCGGCCAUUAAAUUCGUCCAAAAAGGACUGCCAGAUGACCAGAUCGGCCUUAACCGAUUUAGUUAGACGAAUAAAGUGGUGCGGGAACUUGAUGCCCUUAGUCAAAUCAAUAAGACGGCGCAAGAAAGCCCGACCAGGGACAACUACCGAGCAAGCAAAAUUAAGUAAACCAGUUAACGAUUGUAUUUCGCGCAAAGUAACUUUUUUGCGACGCAGAAAGCCAGAUAUUAGAGACUUGCAUUUAUCGGUCUUGUCGUCUGGUAAACGGGCUUCCAUGCGCAAAGUGUCUAAUUCAAUGCCAGCAAAAGCGAGAAUAGUUUGUGGGCCGACAGUUUUGUCCGGUGCAAUUGGUAUGCCUAAAUAUUUACAGAGAGAUAAGAAGCGGACAAGGUCAAUGCGACAUUGGUGAUAAGUAGGUGACGCCAUUAGAUAAUCAUCAAGAAUGUGGAUUAGAUGUGGGAUUUGCAAGUGUUUCUUAGCAACCCAUUCGAUAGCAGUGCUAAACAUCUCGAAAGUGCGACAAGAUGACGCACAGCCAAAGGGCAUAACGCGAUCAUAAUAAUACUUCCCUUGCCAAAACAUUCAUACGAGAUCAUAAUCGGAUGGCCUUAACGGGAUAAUACGAAAUGCGCUCUUGAUAUCAGUUUUUGCUAGGAAACAGCCGCGGCCUAAUUGUUUGAUCAUUUUGACGGCAUCAUCAACACGAGCAUAAUGGACAGUCGAAUGCUCGUGAGCAAUGCCGUCAUUAACAGAUUCACCACUUGGAAAAGACAAAUGGUGGAUUAAGCGAUAUUCUCCAGGAGCUUUUUUAGGUACCAGCCCCAAGGGGGAAACGCGAAAAUUAGGAAAGGGUGGACUGUUGAAAGGCCCAGCCAGGCGAUCGACCGCUAAUUCUUUCGAGAGUCUAGCACUAACUAUCUCAGGGUUCCGUUGCACGGAAACGAGAUUAGGACCAAAAAUUGAUAUACGAGAUCCUUCAAAAUGAAGGGGAAAACCAAACUUAAAACCAUUAUAUAAAUUUAACGCCAAUCGCACAUCGUAUCCACAUAAUAACGGGUAGAGAUUGUCAAUUAGAACCGGUGUUCGCAGUACGGGACUUGGCGGCACUUGGGGCUGAGCCAGAGGAGGGCUUUUGGCCACGAAAAUUACAACGAAUAGCCGGGUGAACAACACCACAUUUAAAGCAGUUGUGUUUGUAGUUACACCCUAAACAUUCAGCACCCCGGUGGAACUUGCGGCAAAACCCCCUAGGAACAAAGGGUCCAGCGACCGACAAGGACGAAUUGUUUGAACUCGUGCGCAUACUUGAUUGGGGUUUGCUCAAACGCGCAUGACCGAAAGUUUGUGCACGGAUCCAAAGUUCCCAGUGAGUAUAACCCCAAGGUAGUUCAGCCGGAUUGCUUUGCCGCAAGAGACGAAAUUGCGUGUCAUACAAACGCCAAUCAGCCCCUCGUGUGGCCAAAUCCCGCACUACCUCCCCGUAUUUCAUUAGUAUUGGGGCCUCCAAGGGAUAUUUUGCAGUGUAGACUCCAACGAAAAUUUGAAAAGCCGAAGUCCAUGCCUCGAUAUUGGGAAUGGCCUUCGGCUUGUGUGACGGUUCUAAAGAUAAAGCAGGGGGCGAGGAACCACCUUGAGAGCUCACAGACAAGUGAUACCGGGUAUCACCUGCCCCUGAGCUCAGUAAAACACCAAAAUCUAUAAAUUCGUGCGCCCAUAUUUUUGCUUUAACUUUAGCGCUAACAUUAGCAUCGAUGGGCACGCUAAUUGAGCAAAAUUUGGCGGAUCCCGACCCCGCUGACGGUGAGACGUUAAUAAAUUCGGUCUCACCUGUUAUGUGAUGCAAAGCAGAUGCUACCGGCCCAUGCAUAGUGGUAGCAUCUGCUAAAUUACGAAUAUUAUCGGACCCUACAACUAGAGGUACUUCUCUCUGUUCUGGUUCCAUGGACGGAGGUGCCGGGAGAGUUGGUUGACUUGCCCCAAACGACGCGAUGACGGCCUGUGACACAGCCGAGACAAUUCUCUGCAUCGCUUUCUCGGAGAGAUCAGGCGGUGUGAUGUUCGGCGACGCGGAUGGUGUAGCAGCCAUGGCAGGCGAUGUUUCGACCCUGGCUGCACUGGUUGCAGUUGUAGAUGCUGCUGUUGUCCGACGACGCCGCGAAGAGGCACUAGGUGCUGCUGCUGCUUGA